AUGGCCAGCCUCGUGUCGAAGCCGCGCCACAGCAUCCAGAUGUACUGGGCGCGAAGGAGCUACCAGCGCCUGGGCUCGCCGUCGCGGCGCCUCAAGGUGGCCCGCCUUGGCGGCGGCAGGUCGGCGGGCUCCGCUGCCGCCGCGUCGUCGUCGUGGAAGGGCAUCCGGUUGGCGCGCCGGGCCGUGGCGCUGCUGGCUGCGCCGGCGCUCCUGCUCUCGAGGCUCCGCGACGCGUACGUCGACGCGAUGGUGGCGCUGGGCGGGUCCGGCAUGCGGCCCUGCGCCGCGCUGGCCAGGUCGCGCAGCGGCGCCGAGGCCGGGCUGUGGGACAAGCGGGUGCCGCGGGCGCGCCGGGGGAGCGGAGGCGGGAGCGGGAGCAAGCGCGGCGGCGGCGACUUCGAGCGCCGGAUGAUGGCGCACAUAUACAGCAUGGUCGUCACGCCGGAGCUCCCAUGCGCCGACAGGGCCUGA
Molecule: messenger RNA, 471 nt
Organism: Miscanthus lutarioriparius
Lineage: Eukaryota; Viridiplantae; Streptophyta; Magnoliopsida; Poales; Poaceae
Source: the annotation of a GenBank genome assembly